Molecule: messenger RNA, 2708 nt
Organism: Ruditapes philippinarum (Manila clam)
Lineage: Eukaryota; Metazoa; Mollusca; Bivalvia; Venerida; Veneridae
Exons: 2
Coding region: 352-1395 (347 amino acids)
Biological process (GO): mannosyl-inositol phosphorylceramide biosynthetic process
Molecular function (GO): mannosyltransferase activity
Source: RefSeq, a predicted model, not a curated record
AAGAUAAUUGCUUUAAUCAAACAAUGAUCGCUAGAGUUCAAUUAUUUUUCUUUGCAGAACACUGGAUUAUUUCUCAACGCAACGAAAUUCUGUUGUUUUAAACGGAUCUUUGCUGUUUUUUGCAUGCAGGAACGCGUAUUGUUGUUUUUUGUAUUUAACUUAAGUCUGAAAUCGGAACAUGCUUUAUCUACUCGUUACAAUUUGAAAUAUACAAAUCACAUCGUAGUCUUAGAGAUGACGUACACAGAUUUAGAAUACAUGAUUUAUGAAGAAUAUAUAUCAAUAAUACAAGUUUUAAUUUAAAGCAAAUUGAAAUAUUGGAUAAAUAAAUCAAAGAGAAAUAAUUUCAAUAUGUUUAAACGCUUUUGUAAAAGGAAUUACCGUUUAAUACAAUUUCUGAGCUUUAUUAUUUUUGUCUUGAUAAUAAGUGGAAAUUUAUUUGAGAGCUACAUAGUGGAAAUACCAACCUGGGUGAGGACGGAAAAAUAUCCGCCAUUUGAACCGGAGCUGCACGAAGAUUUCCAGACCGUGGCGACAAUAACUCCAAAAAUACCACACAUUUUACAUCAGUACAACACAAAUCUAAAUAUACCAAUAUCAUAUGUGACAAAUAUAAAAAGUUUCUUAUUUUACAAUCCUAGCUGGAAGUAUUCGUUUUGGACAGAAGAAACAUCUCGACAGCUUAUAGCUGAUAGACACCCAUCACUAAUCCCGACUUGGGAUGCUUAUGCAAAUUUUGAAAUAAGAUCAAGCAUAAUUCGUUAUGCACUACUUUACGAGUUCGGCGGUGCCUUCAGUGACAUGAAAGUGAAAUGUCUAAGAUCAUUGAAAAGGAUAACUUACAAGUACGCAUGCGUACUUCCAGCACGUUCGUUUGAACUUGUUUCAGUAAAAGAACAUAGACCAUACGUUCUUUCUGACAAUGUAAUAUUUUGUAGAUCUAAACAUCCGUUUUUGAAGCAGAUUAUUGAUAAUAUACCGCUUUAUCAACCUAUGAUAGAUAUAAACGAUGCAAUUGGAGCCCAUUUCCUAACUAGUCAAUAUAUAAUAUAUAAUAAUCUACAAUCAUAUUAUAAUUUGGUAUAUAAAGACGAUCAAUUAUCAAGUAAUUCACCGUUUAUUUAUAGGGGAGAACUUCCAGAUACACAUAUGAACGCAGUGUUUGUUUCAAAUUCGAAAUAUUUCCCUACAAAUGUCUACUCUGUAUAUCCGCUUUGUCAGGACUUCUUUGAUCUUUCGUUCUUACAGAAGAGAGGAUGUAUUGAAUUGAACAAAAGACGUGAAAACUCUAUCUUUGCAUUUACUUAUGAUUCUUAUAAAUUACGUCGAUUUGAAAAAAUAAUAAAUUAUUUUUUGUCAAUUAAAAUAACACAUAUUACAAACGUGGAUGUUUAAGAUAAAUAUAUGUCUUUACAAGUAAUAUGUAUGAUGUCUUUACAAGUAAUAUGUAUGUGAUAAAUCAUACACCAGCCUAUGCUGAAGUCGAACAUGAUUGAAGUAAAUGGUAUAUGGGGCGCGACUGUGUUUGUGAACUAACUAUAAUACAAUGAUCCCCUAUGUGAUCAAAAGUUUAAGACAUAUACAUGUAUAUUCAGACAUAUCCAGACUCAGACUUGGAUUGGAAAUGCCAAAUUAAAUCAGCUAAGAUGUGAGUUGGAAACUGAUAAGUUUUUUACCUACCAAAACGGACCGUUUUAAUGGAAUACGCAAAAUUUCAUGUUUUGGUCCUCCUGGGCUCCUUGCCACUGGUUCUUGUUGCUGGGUCGUGGAGAUGUUGCGUUCAUUAAACGCCGCCUUUCCUUGUUGAUCUUGAUUAGCAUAUUUUAACUUCAAAAGAGAACAUGAAUCGACACAGUCGUCACAUAUGAUGUUUCAUUCUUCCGUCAACUAGGAUGCCAUAAUGUACAAAGGUUUAUCUAUUAAGCAAUUCGCCUAGAAUAAAAGAAACGAAUGGUAUAUAACAAAGUGUUUUAAAAAUCAGAAAGAAGAUAUGGAAUACAAAAACGAUCCUACUAAUGAGAUUGAGAUUAAAAUGUGUUCAUAAGGAAGACGUGGACAGUGCUAUUUAACCCUUCUAAAUACUUUAUGCAAUGUUUUAAGUAGAUAUGUAAACUAACAUGCUAAGUAUCAUUUAGUAUGUCAGUUUGAAACAAUUGUAAAAUAUGUAUUUUGCUAUAGAACAACCUUAGGCAGUCCUGUUUAUGUACCGAUAUGCAGACUUCCAAGCUUCCAUCCAUGUUUCAGCAUAAACGAUUUUAGUACAGUUUGGGGCAGCCAAUUAUCAUAAGUAGACAUAUGCAUGGAUAUUGUUUUUAACACAUUGCAUGCAAUUCAUUAUAUCACUUUACAGUUAUAGACAAAACCAACGUACAACCUUUGUACUCAUCUAUAUUAGCUUUUUAUUGACACAUGUACAUUACAUGUGUACAGAUUUAAUGCUUGUGAUUAUUUUAUUGACCUCAUAAUAUACUUGAAUAGGUAUACAUCAAUGUGAUUGUUUAUAUUUAUAUGUAAAUGAUAUGUAAUUUAAGAAAAGAAAUUUAUACUUAAAAAUGCAAAGACUGUGAUAUUAUAUUCUUAUAAAGUAUAAAAUAUUGAGAAAUGUGUGCCUUAACUCUUGUUUUUCUUCUUUCUUUGUGUUGCAUUAUCUUUAGCAAUGAUGUUUCAAAGAUUUAUUUGAGGAGGCUGUCGUACAGCAAUUGAAUGUA